Dermacentor silvarum is the source of this 633-nucleotide messenger RNA. RefSeq lists its product as uncharacterized. The record is from RefSeq and is a predicted model, not a curated record. NCBI's taxonomy places the organism in Eukaryota, Metazoa, Arthropoda, Arachnida, Ixodida, Ixodidae. The transcript is spliced from 2 exons. Bases 9 to 437 code for a protein of 142 amino acids.
UGUCAAGCAUGAUGUACAACCCAGGCUCGUCUUACGAGGGAUACAUCUACCCUGCCUGGCUGAAAGACCUGGUGCUUGGCCUGGCUCUGGCGGGCUUUGGCUUUGUGCCAGUGUACGCCGUGGCCUCGUUCGUGUCGAGUAGAUGGGAGCCCACGAUGUGCCUGAUGCCAUCUAUGCGCUGGGGCCCGAACCGGGACGCCCACGUCGAGUGCCAGUACAUGGAGAGGCUGCGGCGUCAGUGCGUCACAGACUGGUCCGCAGGCUGGACGCCGGCGAAGGGCGAGCCUGUUCUAAACAAGGCGGCACUGCUGCCUUCCAUGUCUUCCACGCUCUCGCCGCUUCCAGACCAAGUCCGAGCAGCCGCUGGAGCCGUGCCAGCGGAUGCCAGCGCCCUUUCGAACAGCAAGCCUCCCACAUUGCCUUUCCCGGCCACGUAAGGGUGGCAGCACGACCUGAUGCUGUUAAGUGUAGCUGGAUCGAUUGAGAAAUAGCGACCCACAUGGUUGGAGCAGGGAAUUACAAAACGAGAGCUCAGAAAUGUGCUUUCGCAAUUUACUGGUCAGAGGGAACCAACAGAGGCUUUCAUAAGUGACAUGCUGGAGGUUCGUGGCAAAAAUUGCCCUCCACCUAAAA